Messenger RNA from Ilex paraguariensis (yerba mate), 2621 nucleotides. The record is from the annotation of a GenBank genome assembly. Lineage: Eukaryota; Viridiplantae; Streptophyta; Magnoliopsida; Aquifoliales; Aquifoliaceae.
AUGCCUCCCAGUGGAAACCUUACUGUCUGGCACUGCUGGUGGGUCACAGACCUUCUGGAUUUGAAAUCCAGUAGUCACUGUUUUUCUGAAUCACGGACAGAUCCAACUGAGGGUCUAAUAGCUAAAUCUAGAGAGAAGAAGGAAGUUCUUAAAGACAAGAAACUUGAGCCUUCGAAAGACGAUCAACGAGUUGACAAAACAGAGAAAAAGGAGACUGUAUCCUCUGGUCUGGAAGUAGAUGCUAACAAAAAGGGGGAAGAUGGCAGCAAACUACAAGGGAAUGCAGACAAAGAGACGGGUGAGAAUGAUAAAAAAGUUGAGAAGAAAGAUGAGACUGAAACAGCUGAAGAAGGCAACAGUGUUGAGAAAAAGGAACAGGGAGAAGGUACGGUUGUUCAGUCACCUGGUAAUGUGAAGUCUGGAAAGAAGAAAAUUAUAAAGAAGAUUGUCAAACAGAGGGCUAUUGAAAAGAAAGACAAUAUGGAAAAUAUGACCGAACCAAAUGAAAAACCAGAUACGAAAGACGAUGGAGAAAUUAAUGCCAACAUAGAAGUUACUGGUCAACACAAUGAGUCACCUGCUGAUACUGCUGCUAUUAAAACCUUUAUGAGAAAGAAAGUUUUAAAAAAGGUUCCCGUGGGGAAAAAUUCUCAGAAAGUAGAUGGUGUGCAGCCCGAAGUCAAAACUGUGAAGGAUUCUGAGUGUUCUGAAGAUAAACCACUGGGCGAAUCAGAUUUUGUUAGUGCUGCUAUAAAACAAGAUGCUAGUAUGAAAACAACAGUGAAGAGAAAAAUAAUUAAAAAAGUGCCUAAAAGAAAGGUAGCUGCUGUGGAAUCCCAUGAUGGGGUUCCAGAUAGCAACAAAGAUGGUGAGAAGGAUGAAAAAAAGAUGGUUGAGGCAGGAAAUGAAACAAAAAUGAUUGGGGGGCAAACUGCCGAUGCUGACUAUCUGGUGAGUGAGGUCAAGUCAGUAAAAAAGACAAUCUCUAAAGCACAGUCAAAAACAGCAACUUCUGAGAAGCAAGAUAAUGUGGGUAGCUCGAAUAAACAUGUAAACAAGUCUAACAAGGAAGAGAAAAGGGUUGAUGAGAAAAGUGGUUCUGUUUCCAAAAUGGAUCCUGAGGCUGAGAAACAAAAAGUGUCUCGCAAUAGUGGUCCCAAUGGCAAGAGGGAAAAAUCAAAAGAAAGGGAAAAGUCCAAAGAGGAGAAAGACAAAGAAGACAAGGAUGUAAAAGAUGAGUCCAAGAGCAAAUUGAACAGAGAAGUGAAAGAAAAGAAAAAACCAGAAGAACCUCCUCGGCACCCUGGCUUGUUUAUCCAAACAAAAGGGAGCAAGGAUUCUAAGCUGCGUUCAUUGUCACUUUCACUGGAUUCACUUUUGGACUAUACUGACAAGGAUAUCGAAGAAUCAACAUUUGAGCUUUCCUUAUUUGCAGAAUCCCUAUAUGAAAUGCUUCAGUAUCAGAUGGGUUGCCGUCUUUUGACAUUUCUUCAGAAAUUGCGCAUUAAGUUUGUGAUGGAAAGAAACCAACGGAAAAGACAAAGGGUUGACAUUUCUGACAAGGAAGGUGAAAAGAAAUCAUCAAGAAAGCGCAUGAAAACUGAUGAGACCGUUGUGGAAAUCACAUCUACUAAAACGGAAACACCAAAUGAAGAUGAUGGAAGAACAAUCGUCAAGGAGAAUAAUACUGCAGCCGAUGAGGUGAAGAAGGAAAAGCCUGAAAAUGAAACAGAUGAGGAUGAAGAUCCAGAGGAAGAUCCUGAGGAAGAUGAAGAAAUGCCAGAUGCAAGCCCUCAGCGUGACUCAACCAACGAGGCGCAUACACACACCCCACACUCUCUCUCAUGGGUAAAGGCUGAAGGGGGCACGACUGAUGCAGAUGAUGAGUCUGAAAUGCCGCCUGGGAAGAAGAUGUUAGAACAACAGGGAAUGGCUGAGGAAACUUUAGCGACAAAGAUCAAGUUGGAUGCUGAUAGCAAAUCAAAGGGGGCAAAGGAGGACACAGAGAAGAAAGAAACUGCAUCUGCUGUUGACAAGGAACUGUUGCAGGCUUGUUGCUGAACUUUUUUUGGCCAUCUGCUUUUGGCAUUUUUUCACUAGUUCAUUCCACUCACCAUUUUUUUGUUACCGGCUUUCUUCUUGGAAACAGGCUUUCAGGUUUUUUGACCGAAAUCGAGUGGGCUACAUCAGGGUUGAAGAUAUGAGGUUGAUCAUCCAUAACUUGGGGAAGUUCCUAUCUCACAGGGAUGUCAGGGAACUAGUGCAAAGUGCACUGCUAGAGAGUAACACUGGCAGGGAUGACCGAAUUCUUUACAAUAAGCUGGUGAGGAUGUCUGACAUUUUAGAUGGACUAAAGUGAGGGUGGUGGUGUUGCUUUUCAUUUGAAGGGAUUUCUUAUGGUAUUCUCUUCUAUGGGACUUGGGAAGUUGUAUAGCGAGUCAGGGGUUCAGAUCAUGCUAUUAAAUUUAAACUGUCGGCUUUUUUGAAUUUGUUACUGGUCAAAAUGUUUCGAUGGGGGAUUAAACCUUGUUAUUUGUGAAUGAUUAUUUGGCCUGCCUUUUGUGUCAGAUACUUUGAUCGUAAAACUAAGUAAUGUGUCAAUCCCUGUGCCACUGCCUCUG